This is a messenger RNA of Striga asiatica, 1575 nucleotides long. NCBI's taxonomy places the organism in Eukaryota, Viridiplantae, Streptophyta, Magnoliopsida, Lamiales, Orobanchaceae. The record is from the annotation of a GenBank genome assembly.
UAAUCAAGCUCAAUCGUAACCAACUCACCCUAAUAGAAGAUAUAUCAUCAUCUUUGCUCGAUAUAAAAAUAAAGCCCUACUUCGGAUUUCGGAAAGCCCUACCAUCAGCUUCCUCCUCUCUCCAAGCUUUCCGUUCACUAAUUUAUGCAGAAUCAAUUGCGCUGGGUUUUCUAGUUUGGUUUCUUUUGAAUUGGGACUUACACUCGAGCAUAACUGGAUAUGGUGAAAGAGAGUCGAACGCAGGAUUAUCCAUGGAAUCUGAAGCCUCAUAGAAAGCAUUCAUUUUCCAAUUGCUCCUCAAAUUUGAGCUUUGAUCUAAAGAGGGUCGCUCUAGAAGCAUCUACUUCCGUUGUUGGCAUCCUUUCUUAUUUAGAUGAUACAAAAGCAAUUCGUGGCUCGGGAUUUGUGGUGGAAUCGGUUGUCAAAGAAGGUAAAUUCAUCAGUACAAUCUUUACAUCAGCUACCAUCCUAAGACCCGAAUGUGAUGUUGAUGAUGUGGCCGAGAAUAUCAAGAUAAGUGUCAUUCUAUUUAAUGAUAUCACAUUGGAGGCUAAGGUUUUUGGCUGGGAUUUCCAUUACAAUAUCGGGGUGCUUAAGAUUGAAACGGAUGUCCCAAUCCCAACAUCAAAGCUCAGGCAUAUAAAUGAUUCUAUUAACAUAGAUCCUGACCUGUUGGAUGAAAAACCACCUAAAUUCGAUCCUCAGUCUAAUAAAUUCAAUUUAGUUCCUGGGGAUGUUGUGGUUGCACUUGGUCGUAAUCAUGCUGAUGAGCAUGGACUUAUGGUGGUUGAUGGGAAAUUUAGUGGCAAUGUGUCUGAACUGGAUUGUGAAGAGCUUUUCAGGGCAGAUAUGAAAAUUUCUUUGGUAAGAGCAUCUUUUGGUUAUGCAUAUUAUAUUAGGUCCUGUCUUGUACCUCAGAUUGGAGUUGUGUUGAGAAACAUUUAUGAAUUGGAAGCAGAUGACUUGGAGCUUUUGAUCCAAACUUUUCCAAAUACUUUUGACGGCGUUUUUGUCAAAGAGAUCUCAACUCUUAAACUUGUGGAUCAGGACCUUAGUGAGCGCCCUUAUAAGGAGCUUCCUCGUGAUCAGUUAUUGCCUCUCGAUAUCAUCGUGGGAUGUGAUGGAAAAUCCAUUAGGAGUGUAUUGGAGCUCUUUGAGUUGAUAUGGGACGAAGCUGGACAAUCUGUGCUUUUGGAUGUGCUACGGCCAAGGGAUGGUUCCAAGUGGGAUAUAACCAUGGUUGUUGAUGCGGUUCACCCGAAUAAAUUUAACAAGUGGCCACUACCUAAGAUAAGAUUACCUCCGGCGAGAAAGAGGUUAGGGAUUCAUAUUAUUGAUAUGGUGAAGCAGUAGAGACAAGGUCGUGGUUGAUCAAGCGUUAGCCAAGAUGACAUUACAGUGAGUUAGGUAAAUUAUCAUGUGUUUUUUUAGGAGGCUUUGUUUUAUUAAUUAUUCCCUGGCAUUUUGCUGUUAGUACUUUUGCCUGCAUACAGCACCUAAUGUUAUUUGUUAUUAUUGUUACUAGUACGUAACCCGUGCGAUGCACGGGAUGUAAAAUUUGAAAGAAUAAUAUAA